Paecilomyces variotii is the source of this 2936-nucleotide messenger RNA. RefSeq lists its product as hypothetical. The record is from RefSeq and is a predicted model, not a curated record. NCBI's taxonomy places the organism in Eukaryota, Fungi, Ascomycota, Eurotiomycetes, Eurotiales, Thermoascaceae. The transcript is spliced from 2 exons. Gene Ontology annotation, biological process: transmembrane transport. Bases 197 to 2641 code for a protein of 814 amino acids. Gene Ontology annotation, molecular function: transmembrane transporter activity.
GAGCUCGACGUCUGUCCCUUACAGGGAAAGAGGGUCACAGUGUCGCAGUUCCUAUGGUCGGAUUUAGUAUCUCUUGACGCAAGUGCAUCUUUUCACUGUCAGCUGAAUAUUUCUGUGGCCUCAGCUCGCCCACGCCCGGUAUAGACUGUACGACAAUCAAGCAUAAGGGAACAAAGUGAUUCAUCUCUUUCUAAGUAUGUCUCAAGAGAGCUACAGCAGCUCGGAGUAUUCCGACGAUACGAAAACACCAGACCGUGAACUGGAAGAGAGAUGGCAUGGUACACAUACAGACGACAUAGGAUCCCCGAGGAGACAAAGGGUCAGGUUCAAAUCUCUCGAUGAUAGGCCCCAGGACGAAGAUACGCAGACUUUUAUAUCUCGUCUCAGAAAUGAAGGCCAGCAGCAACAGAGACCGUCUACGCCAGAUCCAAGUACGUCUAGAGAUGUGACGGAUAUAUCGCUCAAUGAUCGAGCAGCACCAGAAGACGAUGGCAACAGACCCGAUGGAACAGAGAAGCCAGAUACAGAGAAACAAGACACAGAGAAGCCAGAUGUGGGAAAUCUAGGCGAGAAGCUAAAGCAGACUACAACAAAUCCAUUUAAGACUAUACGCGAGAAAGGUCAGCGCCUUGCAGAACGGAUGGGACACGGACCCGGACACGAAACGGGAGACUCUCUCACUCCGGCUCAUCCGGAGCAAAACUGGGCAGGCGGCGGCAAUGUGCCUGUGUCGGAUAUGACAGACGAUAAGCACAAGGGCGAUGAAGACAGACGCCGGGACCAAGCAACAUCUACUGCGGAGGCUCAUCGUCUUGUACGAGACUUAUGUCAGAACCAGACGGGCGAUAGGCGCAAGACUAGACCUACUGUUCGUGGUCAGGGCACACCAGCUGGCCUUCAGACCGAUGCCGAUUCUCAAUAUAGGUAUCGUAAAGGUGGUGGUGGAGUCUUGUCGCAGCUUCUAAAGCUACAGAAUGUGCAACAGGGACAAAGAGGUCGUUAUGACAGUGACACAGAUAUCGAGGAUCUCCAAACAUCCAAACCGUCUUCGGGUACAUCAACUCCAAAAAAAGAAAAGCUUAAGUGGUACAAGAAGCCUCCCAACCAGUCAACGUCCUCUCUGGCUGGAUCGACGAAUCUCAGUGGAGCUAGUACCCCGGUCCACUCUGGAGAAAUAAUGUCUCUUGCUUCCAAACGGCGCAGUAAGGGCGGAAGUAUGAAUGAAAACAAACUGCGUCUCGAGGAUGAGAUCCGGGUGACGAUUCACAUCGCUGAGAUCAUCGCCCGUCAGAGGUUCAUAAUGCAGCUAUGCAAGGCGCUAAUGAUGUACGGCGCCCCUACACAUCGACUGGAGGAAUACAUGUCGAUGACUGCGAAAGUACUAGAAGUCGAUGCCCAAUUCCUAUACUUCCCGGGUUGUAUGGUCAUAUCCUUUGACGACCCGUCGACCCGUACAACAGAGGUCAAACUUCUCAGGGUAGCGCAGGGUGUGAACCUGGCACGUCUGGCCGAUACUCAUAGAGUAUACAAAAACGUGAUGCACGAUAUCAUUGGCGUCGAGGAAGCAACUUCGGAACUAGAAGAAAUCUUGAACCGAAAGCCUAGGUUUGGCAAGUGGGUUAUGGUUUUGGUCUACGGGUUAGCCAGUAUGACGAUCGGGCCCUUCGCCUUCGAAGCAAGACCCAUUGACCUUCCGAUGAUAUUUGUCCUUGGUUGUCUUCUUGGUAUCUUACAGCAUGUAGUAGCGCCCAACUCCGCACUUUAUUCCAAUGUCUUCGAGGUCUUUGCGACAGUCUUGAACUCUUUCCUCGCCCGCGCGUUAGGAAGCAUCCGCUGGGGCGUGGUGAACGGGAAGCAACAAUAUCUCUUUUGUUUCUCUACUCUGGUCCAAUCUUCUAUCGCUCUUAUCCUUCCAGGUUUUAUGGUUUUAUGCAGCAGUCUCGAAUUGCAGUCCCACCAAAUGAUUGCCGGAUCCAUCCGUAUGGUCUAUGCUAUCAUCUAUUCACUCUUCCUUGGAUAUGGGAUCACCACCGGUACAACAAUCUACGGCCUCAUUGAUGGUGGAGCCAGUUCCGACAUUUCAUGCCCGCCGUCUAGUAUUAAUAACCAAUAUCUUCAACGAUUUCCCUUUGUUGCGAUAACAAUCUUCUGGAUCGUCAUCAUCAACAAGGGAAAAUGGAAACAGCUCCCGGUCAUGUUCUUCAUCGCAAUGGCUGGCUAUACGGUCAACUUUUGGAGCACCAAGCGUAUCGGAUCGAAUGUGCAAGUCGCCCAGAGUUUAGGCGCAUUUGCCAUUGGCACUAUGGGUAAUCUAUACAGCCGUCUCUGGCAUGGACACGCUGCUACCGCCAUUCUUCCAGCUAUCUUCAUCAUGGUCCCCUCCGGCCUAGCUUCUACUGGUUCCCUGAUCACGGGAGUCCAGUCUGCAGAUCAGAUUCGAGGGAACGUCACCUCUCAUGGAGGACAAAGUGGUCCCGAAAACGCGAAUGGCAACAUACAACAGGCCCAAGGUAAUAAUGCAGCUUCGAAUAUCGGAUCCGGUAUGAUUCAAGUCGCCAUCGGUAUCACAGUUGGUUUGUUCUUGGCAGCACUGGUCGUGUAUCCUUAUGGAAAGAGACGAAGUGGACUGUUCAGUUUCUAAAAGCUCCAUAUAUCCUGAGAUGCAGUCAACAACCAAAUUCAUGUCCGUGGUGGAUAUUGCGAUUAUCAUAUGAGCGGGUAUAAGGUUUGUGGGGAUGAAUCGAGAUAUCUAUCUGGACAGCCUAGACUGGAUUUAGUAUGUAUAGCUAGCGAAGUGUGUUAAGUCUUCUAGGGAGUUUAUGACUAUUCUCAAUUCACUUAAUAUGAUCGUUCAACCUUUGUCUGACAUAGGGAACAGGAAAGAAAUCAUCAUACAUACUAAGACUGCUAAUAAUUAGUGGAGAUGAUAACUGCUA